Molecule: messenger RNA, 1719 nt
Organism: Ruditapes philippinarum (Manila clam)
Lineage: Eukaryota; Metazoa; Mollusca; Bivalvia; Venerida; Veneridae
Product: aplysianin-A-like
Exons: 10
Coding region: 180-1706 (508 amino acids)
Molecular function (GO): oxidoreductase activity
Source: RefSeq, a predicted model, not a curated record
UUUAAAAAGCCAAAUACUUUGAAAAAGAAAACUUUAUAGACAAUUUUGACGUAACAAUUACUCAUGCUACACUUUAAGAUACCAACAUCCUUUUGUGCAAGUUUCAUUAAAAUUAUAAUGAACCAUUUCUGUGUAGAGCACGAUAUCGUUAACAAAAUAAAUUGAAUAUUAAUUAUAAUAUGUUUAUUAAGAUUAGCAUUGUCUUGUUUGGGAUCGCGAUACCUUGUGUUCUUGGAGUUGGUUAUGGCAAACAUAGGAACCAGCCACAUCAAUGCGAUGACAUUGCAAUUAUUGGUGCCGGUGUAACCGGAAGUUAUGCUGCAUGGCGACUACGUCAGAAAAAUCUAAAAAUAACUAUGUACGAGUACUCGAACCGAAUCGGUGGACGCUGUUUUACCGUCCAUCUUCCAGAUAUACCGGAUGUAAAUAUAGAAAUGGGUGCAAUGAGGUUCAUACCGACAUCACAUCCAUUAGCAAACAAGACAAUUCAUGAUUUAGGUUUAGAAGUUAUAGAUUUUGAAUUGGGUACCGGACCAAGCCCGGACUCUAUGUACUAUUUAAGAGGGAAACAUAUGAGCUACAGAAACCUGCCGAGGCAAGCUCCCUACAACCUACCGCCGGAAAAUCGCCUUGACCUUAAAACACUGAACUGGAAUGUUUUCAAAAAUUUCACUGUUGUUACUCAAAACGGGACCAUCCUCAAAUCUUUGGACGGAGUAGAUUUGUCUGAUCAAAGGUUAGAUAAACAGAUUUAUAGAGUGGUUUUCCAGGACAUGGUCCGGGAUAUUGCAGCAUUAGACAGUCUGCCAACCUCAGACCCGGGUCAGCAAUCUUCUGUACCUAAUGCAGUCAAAACUGUCAAGUCAGGAUUUCAGUCUAUACCUUUAACACUUGUUGGGCAGUUUUUACAAGCCAGCGAGAAACAUAGUUUUAACUAUAACCGUCAUCUUAGAUCAAUUUUGAAGCGAAGUGAUGGAAAAUAUACACUAAAUUUCAAGCCAACAAAAACAAUAAACGGAAUAACCACCGAUGAUCAAAGAAGUGACGUCAUCAAACGGUGUGCAGACAGGGUGAUACUAGCUAUACCUAGAAUUGCCAUAGAGAACCUUGACUGGGACGGACUUAAAGAUACACAAGUCCAAGAAUAUCUGAAGCAUUCAAUAAAGGAGAUCAAAGCAGCUAAAAUAUAUUUUGGUUAUGAUACCGCUUGGUGGCAACACCUACCGAGAGCAACAAAAUACGCUGUUUCAAUGACGCCAUUGCGGCAAUCUUACGAUUUUGGCGUGUCAAAAACUACCUCUAAAGGGGUUUUAAAUAUUGCAUACACAGAUGAAGAUACAAGAGUAUGGCGUGAAGCUAUGAAGGCAGGGAAUGUUGUCCUUGGUGUCAAUGAUGAUUCGAUUGCAGCAACUAAUCUAAGCGUGUACAUGGCUAGAAAAUAUUAUGCAGAAGUGUUUGAUGUACCAAUAUUUUCAGUACCACAACCAAAGUCUGCAGUUAUGAAAGUCUGGGACCAGUACCCUUUCGGUGCCUCAUGGUAUUCAUGGCGUCCCGGCUAUAAAUGGAAUGAGGUAGAAACGCGCAUGAUGAAACCGUCUGCUACCGAUGACGUGUAUAUUACGUCAAAUGUUUUCUCAAGUAGCGGACGCACUGGCUGGAUAGAAGGAGGCAUGGAAAUAGUGGAAAAAGUCAUCAAGUUCUUUUAAACACAAAAAACAA